Messenger RNA from Parnassius apollo (apollo), 2124 nucleotides. The record is from the annotation of a GenBank genome assembly. Lineage: Eukaryota; Metazoa; Arthropoda; Insecta; Lepidoptera; Papilionidae.
AUGCAAUAUGUCACGUGCAUUGUUACAAAAAACUCACCCUUGUCACUCUACCUUCAAAAAGAAAAGCUGGACGGACACCCUAUUGAUGAAGGGAUUUCAAAAGCAAUGAACGACAUCAACGAUUACACAAACGAUAACUGCCAGUAUUCUAUGGACAAUUUGUUGGGACAGAUUACGGGAGAACCACCAACUGUGAAAACCAUCAAAUUCAGAAUGAAGGAGUUUUUCUUUGGCAAUGAAAAUAAUAAAAUAAGACUGAUUCAGUAUCUCACCGCGGAAACCACAACAGCAGGAAUUCAAACAACUGUUGCAACAAGAGAUACUGAUAGUAUUAUUGUCAGCAUGGCUCACCAAAUUCACCUAAAUGAAAACGAAAUCGCCUGCGCACUUCAAUGUGAUUUAAGUGAAGAUGGACUCGACUUAGAUGACGAUAGUUUGAUGGAUCCUGACUUUGAACCAGAUUUUGAAGAGUCGAUUGACGAAUCUUUGGAAGCUGAAUUCGACAUAGAUGCACUAGUAGACACCUUGAAUGAUGACGACCGUAACUCCAACUUUGAGGUAGAAGUAGGGCCGGCCUUAUCUAGUUCAGACAUUCCAGAACUCAUAAAGAGAAUUUCGGAAGAGACAAACCUCUACGUGGUACAAAAAGACCCAAACAGCACGUUUCGUGUAUCGGAGACAGAAAUGCGUCAAUUUAUAGGGGUAGUAUAUAUGAUGUCACUGAUUCAGCUACCCAGAGUGACCAACCACUGGAGUUCCGUCUUGGGUACACCUGUAAUUCAACAGACCAUGCCUUCUAAUAAAUUUGAAAAGAUUAGACAAUAUCUGCAUUUUAAUGAUAACACUAAAUGUCUACAUAGGACCCACCCUGACUCCGAUAGGAUCUUCAAAAUUCGCCCAGUCGUUGAUGCCUUGAACGAAUCUUAUGGUAAAGUUCCAUUAGAAAAACAACUUUGCGUAGAUGAGCAAAUUUGCUCUACAAAAGCGCGUAACAUGCUGAAAAGGUAUAAUCCCAAGAAACCGCAUAAGUGGGGUUAUAAAUUAUAUGUUUUGAGUGGUGUUUCCGGUUUUGCUUAUACAAUAGAGAUUGAAUCUGGCAAAGAGAAUGUUGUCAGACCCGACGAGCCAGAUUUAGGAGCUUCUUCCAAUGUAGUAGUGAGAUUAUCGCGUAUGAUUCCGCGACACCAAAAUUACAGGCUCUAUUUCGAUAACUACUUCACAUCCUUGCAUCUUUUGGAAUAUUUAGCAAAAGAAGGUAUUCUUGGGCUAGGUACUAUUAGAAGGAAUAGAAUACCUGACUGCAAGCUGUCGUCAGAAAAAGAGAUUAUGAAGAAAGAUCGAGGAUAUUCUGAAGAGUACAUAGCUGAUGUCAACGGCGUCGACGUGUCAACGGUUGUAUGGAAGGACAAUAAGCUUGUUACAUUGGCUUCCACAUUUGCUGGUCUAAAUCCUAUAAGCGAAGUCCGGAGAUACGACAAAAAGAACUCAAGAUACAUAAACAUCCCGCGACCUAAUGUUGUGAGCGAGUAUAACCGUCAUAUGGGCGGUGUGGACCUUGUAGAUAGCAUUAUGGGCAUCUACAAGAUAAAACUGAGAAGCAAACGUUGGCAGAUGCGUCUCUUCUAUCACUUCUUAGACCUAACAAUGGCUAAUGCAUGGCUGUUCUAUAAAAGAGUCUGCAAGUAUAAAAACAUUCCCAACAAGACCAUCAUGGCAUCUGCAGAUUUUCGCCUGGAAAUUGCCGAAACAUUGUGCAAGAUGGGGGUGAAAACGGGUUUAACAAUACGCCGAUCUAUUGAAGGUCAAAUCCUAGCAAAGAAACACAAAGGACCUGCCCAACAUGUACCUCCACAAGCAGUCCGCCAAGAUCAAGUCGGUCACUGGCCUCAAUGGGCAGAAAAAAAAUCCGUUGUAAGUUCCCAAAGUGUGCUGGAUUUACUCAUACGGAGGGAUCGGAAGCAAUCCCUCGCGGACGAGUACAUUGCUGCAGCGCUGGAAGAUGGUGCGGAUAGUGACGAUGGUCUAGAUUAUGACGAUGACAGUCUUGCGGACCCCGAUUUUAUACCCGAACUGGAAACAUUCGAAGAUGACAAUGUGGCGUUGGACAUUGACAUGAUUCUCUAA